AAAGCCACCACGAAAGCAUUGUUGCCGUGGGGGAUUGCCUCCCAAGUCCAGGAACUCGUAGUUGGAAUCAUACGGCGAAGCUCCGCUUCGAGCACUUCCGCCAAAAUAGCCCCUCCCGACACAGAAACCAAGGCGGUAGGGGAUAUGCUUGGCGCAACCCCGUUACCAGCCAUUGCUUCUUCGGGAAUCUGAAAAAAAAAACCAUCUUAUCACCGUCAUAGCCACAUAGCCUUGCGGUUGGACGGGGCAUUUUCAAGAUAGGACACCGGAGCUCAUUGUGAUCAUGUUUGUCGCACACCACACAGUACACAUCUACCGGGCACUCUUUGGUCACAUGAUCAACGCCAACAUAUCAUUUUCUUCUUUUUUUCUUUAGCAGCACCACCUUGACGAUCAUCAGGUUGACGAGGAACAACAGGGGGUGGCGCGAUUACCUGCGGCGGAAGGCGACCGCGAGGAGCAGCCAGCCCCGCAGCAACCUCGCCCCCUACAGCGACCACCGGCAAGCUCCUCGGGCCGGCUCCGAAGGAGAAACCACCACCACCAGAGGCGCUGCCCGAACCAAAGGCGGAUGGCGGCAGCGCCGAGAAGGAACGAACCUCCGGGACAGUCGGCCGGGGAGGCGCGCCCUGAGAAGAAGGUGAACCCUGGGAUGCAGCCGUGACCGCCCCGCCCAUCAUCCGUCCGCGAGGAUGCUGGAACUGCCCCCCCACGGCCGGAAGUGAACGGCCGCCUCCUGCCGCAGGAGACGCAUGGCUACCACCCGUUGUCAAUGGCGCACGGCCAUUGGAGCUUGAGGCCGCACCAUCGCCCGAGAGGACAGCCUUUCCACGACUGCCGCCUGCACCAGACAUAACAACGUAAUGUUUUUCUAUUAGUGCAAACCGAAAGAUCAAAUCUACAAAAUUCAUGUGCUUUUUUAUUCUCUGUUUUGCGCAUGCAUUCUUACCUUAUUCCUGAGUGUUCAUAAUGCUGAGAAUGAAAGACCAUAGCGGUACAAAAAACUUGCAUCAUGUGCUGCACGGAAAAACAAAUGUCACCAGCACCGUUGCGUCCAAAUUACUCCUAAAAUAAUGCACGCGUCAAACUUUGUUUGAUUCUCAAUGUAUGGAUAAUCUAGACAAAUAGUACUCCGUAUAAUAUAUGGUCCUGGCAAGGAACUACAAAUAUGAUACAUCCAUCUUGAUUCAUACUAGUACACAAUCUUUAAGCUCCUGAUCCCCUCUCUCUCAUGCCAUCUCCACUAACCACAAGUAAUUACCAUAGAGCAAGUCUUUGGAUUCUUUCCCAAACUUUUCUCAUCAACCAACGAUCUACCUAAAGAUAGCCAAGUUUCCACUUUCAGCUGGCAGCAGCCAUGGGCGCCUCCACUCCUCGCCCCCAUUCCAGCUCCCGGCAGACGCUUCCACGCCUCACCAAGAAGAUCCUCACCUUCGCGGUCUACGCCCUCGUCCCACUCGCCCUCCUCCACUACUUAAUCUCCUCUCUUCCCAUCGCCGACCCUUCCCAUUCCCCCUUGGCUCCCCACGGGGGUAAUAAGGAGCAGCAGGCCGGGGCAAGAAAGCAGAUGCUGAAGGUGGCUCCGGCGGCGGCGCGGCCGCGGUGCGACUACUCGGAUGGGGAAUGGGUGCGGGACGCGGCGGGGCCGCGGUACAACGGGUCGAGCUGCGGCGGGACGAUCAAGGACGGGCAGAACUGCAUGGCGCACGGCCGGCCGGACAAGGGUUACCUGUACUGGCGGUGGCGGCCGCGCGGACACGGGUGCGCGCUCCCGCCCUUCUCGCCGGGGGAGUUCCUGGAGCUCGUGCGCGGCCGCCACGUGGCUUUCGUGGGCGACUCGCUGGCGCGGAACCAGUGCGAGUCGCUGGUGUGCCUCCUGGGCUCCGAGUUCCCCGCCGAGCUCGUCCUCGGCGCCGGGGGCGAGGGCGAGGAGGAGCGCAAGUUCCGGCGGUGGGAGUUCCGGUCGCACAACGCGACGGUGUCCGUGUUCUGGUCGCCGUUCCUGGUCAACGGCACGGAGAAGUCGUCUGCGCCGGGCGGGGUCGACCACAACAGGCUCUACCUGGACCAGCCGGACGAGCGCUGGGCGGCGGAGCUCCCGGGGAUGGACGUGGUGGUGCUCUCCAUCGGGCACUGGUUCCUGCACCCGGCCAUGUACUACGAGCGCGGCGCCGUGAUCGGGUGCCACCACUGCCCGGAGCCCAUCCACCCGGAGACGGGCUUCUUCGGCGUGUUCCGCCUCGCCGUCAAGAACGCGCUCCGCGAGAUCAUCGCCCGCGCCAGCUCCAGCGCCGGGCGUCGGGAGAAGAAGCUGGCCGUGGUGGCGACGUUCUCGCCGGCGCACUUCGACGGGGAGUGGGACAGCCCCGACGCGUGCGCGCGGUCGGAGCCGUACGCGCCGGGGGAGAAGGAGAUGCGGUACAUGGACCGGGAGCUGUGGCGGACGGAGGUCGAGGAGGCCGCCGCGGCAGCCGACGAGGCCAGGGUGCGCGGGUCCGCCGUGACGGUGGAGGCGCUCCAGGUGACGAAGCUGGCGGACAUGCGCGCCGACGGGCACCCUGGCCCGUACAUGCACGCCGGCGGCGGCGGCGGCGGCGGCGACCGAGUGGCCAACGACUGCGUGCACUGGUGCCUCCCUGGUCCCAUCGACACGUGGAACGAGAUCUUGCUGCGGAUGGUCAAGCGGUGGAGGCAGGGUCCUCCGUAGUUCGUGGCUAAUUAGAAUUUCACGUACUAGUAGGUUUCUUUUAGGAAAUUUAUCAUUUAUAUGCGGAAUCAUUACGGUUUAUCAAUGGUUCAAACAAACUUUUCAGUGGUUUAAGCGGUGUGCUGGUAGUGUGAGAACGAGAUGCAAUACUAAGAUCGAUCUUGGAAUCGA
Molecule: messenger RNA, 2878 nt
Organism: Brachypodium distachyon (stiff brome)
Lineage: Eukaryota; Viridiplantae; Streptophyta; Magnoliopsida; Poales; Poaceae
Product: protein ALTERED XYLOGLUCAN 4-like
Exons: 2
Coding region: 1358-2707 (449 amino acids)
Cellular component (GO): Golgi apparatus
Molecular function (GO): O-acetyltransferase activity
Source: RefSeq, a predicted model, not a curated record